AUGCGGCGGGCGAGGAGCGGCGGGGCGGCCCAGACGCGCGGGCAGAAGCGGCCGCGGGCGCCAGCGGGCGCCGCCUCGGCCCCCGGCGCCAGCCGCGCGCGGCGCUCGGCGGGCCAGGCCGGGCGGGGCCGGGCGGCGGGGCGGGGGCCGUCGUCCAAGCCGCGGCCUAGGCUCCCGCCGCCGCGGGCCCAGGAGGCGGGCGCCGGGGAGCAGCCGCCGCCGGAGCGGGAGCCCGCGCCGUUCCCGCCGCCGCCGCCGCCGACCCCCGCGGCCCCGCCGGACCUGGGCGAGCAGCGCGGGCGCUGGGAGGCGUUCCAGAAGCGGCAGAAGCUCAACUUCGAGGGCGCCGCCAAGCUGCUGCUGGACACCUUCGAAUACCAGGGCCUGGUCAAGCACACAGGUGGCUGCCACUGCGGAGCGGUUCGUUUUGAAGUCUGGGCCUCGGCGGACCUGCAUAUAUUUGACUGCAACUGCAGCAUCUGCAAGAAAAAGCAGAACAGACACUUCAUUGUCCCAGCUUCUCGCUUUAAGCUCCUGAAGGGAGCUGAGAACAUAACCACAUACACGUUCAACACGCACAAAGCCCAGCACACCUUCUGCAAGAAAUGCGGGGUUCAGAGCUUCUACACACCCCGCUCUAACCCCGGAGGCUACGGAAUCGCCCCCCACUGCCUGGAUGAGGGCACCGUGCGGAGUGUGGUCACCGAGGAGUUCAACGGCAGUGACUGGGAGAAGGCCAUGAAGGAGCACAAGACCAUCAAGAACAUGUCCAAGGAGUGAGGCCUCCGUGCCUUUGUUGGUGGCCGCGGCCACCCAGGCCGGGACGGGGGCUGGCGCCUGCAGCCUGCUCUGGCCCCCAGUUUUGUUAGGCAGCUUCUUUGUCCUUCCUCAGCCCCAAUUUUGAUGUAGGCUGGUUGAUGUCCUUCCUUUUCUUCCCAACUUUUGUGUGAUCUUUUAGAAAAAAAAUAAAAAAAUAUUUUUAACAUUUAAA
Choloepus didactylus (southern two-toed sloth) is the source of this 991-nucleotide messenger RNA. It is a transcript of the gene CENPV, whose product is annotated as centromere protein V. NCBI's taxonomy places the organism in Eukaryota, Metazoa, Chordata, Mammalia, Pilosa, Megalonychidae. Gene Ontology annotation, molecular function: carbon-sulfur lyase activity. The record is from RefSeq and is a predicted model, not a curated record.